This is a messenger RNA of Lingula anatina, 902 nucleotides long. RefSeq names its product putative phytanoyl-CoA dioxygenase. The record is from RefSeq and is a predicted model, not a curated record. NCBI's taxonomy places the organism in Eukaryota, Metazoa, Brachiopoda, Lingulata, Lingulida, Lingulidae.
CCAUUUAAAGGGCCAGUCAUCGGGUGCAUUUAAUAGUAGCAGACGACAAUUUUCAAAAUGGCUUCAGCCGCUCUCACGCCAGAGGUGAUUCGACGUUUUCACGAGGACGGCGCUGUGUGCUUGCGAGGUGUGUUUACUCAAGAAUGGAUCCAAAAGGUGACAGAAGGGAUUGAAGCAAAUAUGGCACAACCGAGUAAGGUGGGGGAAAGGCUGAAAGCACCGGGAGACGAAGGAGUGUAUUUCCAAGAUCUGUUCAACUGGCAGAAGAUUCCGCAGUUCAAAGAUUUUGUAACUGGGUCGCCGGCAGCCGAGAUAGCCGGCACUUUAAUGCAAUCUAAGAAAGCUACAUUUUACUACGAACACGUGCUGUGUAAGGAACCUGGCGCCCACAAAGAGACUCCCUGGCACCAAGACCAACCCUAUUACCCUGUGGACGGCUUCAAGAACUGCUCCAUAUGGCUGCCAAUAGACCCCGUUCCCAUGGAAACCACUCUUCAGUUCGUGAAGGGGUCACACCGCUGGGGACGAUGGUUUAUUCCAAAGAAGUUCGCCACGGCAAACAACUACGACAUCGUCAGGGCAGAGACGUGUGGAGACAGGGCCUACGAGAAUGCGCCAGAUGUGAACAAUGCGGUAGAGAAGUACGAGAUAUUAAAAUGGGCGGUGGAGCCUGGUGACUGCGUCGUGUUCCAUAUGCUAACAUUACACGGUGCUCCGGGCAACUCAUCCGAGACGCUGCCACGCCGUGUGUUAUCCACAAGAUGGUUAGGAGAUGACUGUGUGUAUGUCCAGAGACCCUGGGACAGCCCGGUGCCAGUGCUGGGAGAACUGACCAGUGGUCAACACAUGGCUGACACCUUCCCAACAAUGUGGAGAGCGGGAUAAGCUUUUGACGGACACCU